Messenger RNA from Labeo rohita (rohu), 4063 nucleotides. Its product is annotated as inactive dipeptidyl peptidase 10. The transcript has 25 exons. Lineage: Eukaryota; Metazoa; Chordata; Actinopteri; Cypriniformes; Cyprinidae. The record is from RefSeq and is a predicted model, not a curated record. The coding region runs from base 295 to 2580 and encodes 761 amino acids. Gene Ontology annotation, molecular function: dipeptidyl-peptidase activity; serine-type peptidase activity. Gene Ontology annotation, biological process: proteolysis.
AGGUAGAAGGUCUCCUGAGACGGCGACCACUUUGUCACCUGCUUCAAAUGUUAACGUGAACGAAGCCGUGGAGGAAGCUCAUUAAUUAUGUAACUGUACUUUGUGUCAUCGAUUUAAGCUGCAUAACACCCUUUCCAGCCUUUCCUUUGUUUUUUGCUCUAUUCAUGAGGAGCGGUUUCACAGCAAGCAUUCACUAUUCAGGAGGUUUUGGAUCAAACGGCAGCAGUUGGCUGGAGAUUGGACCUAGGCAGCACGGGAGGACCUCCUCGGAAUUGGAAGGGAAUUGGGAUCGCCAUGGUGGUCAUCCUGGGGGUCAUGUCUCUGGUCACUCUCUCAAUUUUUCUGCUCACACCUGAUGAGUCUCACCUCCUGCUGCUGUCUCGCCUCACUCUUGAGAACCUGGAGAGCGAGGAUUUCAGAGUUCAUGACCCAUGUGCAGCGUGGCUAAAUGAGAACGAGGUGUCACUUUGCACACAGGAGGGUCAUGUUUUAGUCCACAAUCUCAGCACCAAUCUAACCACCACGCUACUGGACAACAGCACCCUAGAUCUGAAGUCCAUGAGGUUCCAGGUUUCAGCUGAUAAGAAGUUCAUCCUGAUGGCUUAUAAUAUUCACCAUGUAUUUUCACAGUCCUUCACAGCAUCCUUUGCAAUCUACACAGUGGCCAGCGGGGAGAUUACAGACCUCACCCCAUCAGAGGAGGAUACGUCUGUACUUCAGUAUGCAGCAUGGGGACCUCAAGGGAACCAGUUGGUCUAUGUCUUUGAGAAUGACAUCUACUACAAGUCAGAUGUUUCUAGCAAAGCGAUGCGUCUGACAGCCACGGGCAGAAACGGAAUGGUGCUUAAUGGGCUGUCUGAUUGGACCUAUGAGGAAGAGAUACUGUUGAAAUAUCCUGCGUUCUGGUGGGCAAAAGAUGGUGCGCGUCUGGCAUAUCUGUCUAUUAACAACUCAGCAACUCCUUUUAUGGAAAUACAUCACUUCCUGGGUGGGAUCUACCCUUCUAAUGUGCUCUACCCUUAUCCGAAGGCCGGUUCCAGAAUCCCAUCAGCCAGUCUGUUUGUGGUGAAUUUGUACGGUCCAGCACACACAUUAGAAAUGAUUCCUCCAGACUCCCAGAACAGCAGAGAUAGCUACAUCUCUAUGGUGAACUGGAUAAGCAGCACCCGUCUUACUGUGCGCUGGCUGAACCGGGUCCAGAACCAGUCUGUGCUGUGUGUGUGUGAGGCCACGACAGGAGCCUGCUCAGAGAGGCACCAAAUGGCGAUGGACUUCUGGCACAACAACCAGCGGCAGGAGGAGCCGUUGUUCGCGGCAGAUGGUUCCCUGUUUUACCUCAUCCUGCCUGCCAAGCAAGGGGCCCGUGGGGAGUUUCUCCACAUCGCCAGCCUUCCCGCUCAGACUUCCGCUCCUUCUGUUUCUCCUCGCUUUCUAACAUCAGGCAACUGGGAUGUAACCUCACUGUGCGCCCUUGACGAGGAGAACGAUAAAAUCUAUUUUCUGAGUACGGAGGAGUCGCGGCAGAGCAGACACUUGUACAGCGUGGAGCUCGGAGGAGUAUUUCAUCGCCAGUGUCUGACGUGCAACCUGUUCGAGCGAUGCAGCUUCUUCAAAGCAGACUUCAGCCCCAAUCGAACAUACUUUACUCUCUAUUGCUUGGGCCCAGGUGUCCCAAAGGUGACCAUUCACAGCACGAGUGACCCUUCCAGAUACACAGUAGUGGAAGACAAUAGCCUCCUCGCUAUGUCUCUUGAAACCAAGAGGCUCUCGGAGACAGUUUUCCAGACGCUUUCCUCUGAAAACAGUGACCUAGAUCUGAAGAUGUCCCUGCCUCCUGGGUAUGAGGGAAACCUGCACCCUCUCCUUAUUAUCAUUGACAGCAUUCCUGGGAAGCAGUCGGUAACGGAGGAGUUUGCCCUGGGCUGGCCGGAGGUUUUAUCCAGCCUGCACGGAGUGGCGCUGGCCUGGAUUGACAACAGAAGCCGGGUCUCGCAGGGACAGAAAAGCAGCACUCUGGACCCUCGCAAAUUGGGUUCCCUUCGCAUUAAAGACAAGCUUGGAGUAGUGGAAUGGUUAACGCAGCUGCCAUACAUUGAUGGGAGAAGAGUUGCUGUUUAUGGAAAGGGAUUUGGCGGCUAUUUAGGUUUGAAGAUGUUGACGGCAACUGAUCAGAUGUUCAAAUGUGCCGCUGUCAUGGCUCCCAUCACAGACUUCAAGCUCUAUAGUGCUGCCUUCUCAGAGAGAUAUCUAGGCCUUCCAACUAAAGAGGAGCAUUCGUACAUGACUGCAUCUUUGUUGGACGACAUUCACAAGCUAAAAGACGAAAACUUCCUCCUCAUACAUGGAACAGCAGAUGCACGGGUGCAUUUCCAACACAGCGCUGAGUUGUUGAGUCGUCUGGUGAAGGUAGAAGCCAACUACACCCUUCAGCUCUACCCAGAUGAAGGCCACACCUUGAGAGAAGAGCGGAGCAACCAACACCUGCACCGCACACUCCUUCACUACCUCCACAACUGCCUCAAAUACGACCCCUUCCUCAACAUAGAGGAGGAAGAGGAGGAGGAUGAAGAGGAAGAGUGAUCUCUUCCUCUUCCUCCACUGUCGGUCUGCUCUCGGUCCUCAGAGGUCCCCAGUACUGGUGACUAACUUCAGGUUGCGUUAUUUCACCAAAGGAAAAAUGAGCAAAAUGAGAUCAAGAGGACCAAAUUCACCAGCUAUUUACCACAAACUCAAUUUUGGGAUGUUUUGUUGUUCAGACGGCAACUGUAAAUGUUUCCUGAGCAUCCAGGAAGGUGAAACAACAGUUUUCAAAAAAUCACACACAGUAUAAUGUCUAAAGGGCCCCAUGUGAUCAACAUCUUAAGUCUGUUUAUGUGUAAAAUGGGUAAAAGUUGCAUGUUGAUCAGCCUUGAUGUUGCAGCGCCACCCUGUGGUCAAACAUAGCUAUUUCAAGACAUACGUUCAAGAGAUGUUCCAGAUCUGAUCUAUCACUAGUCUGUACUGUGGAAGAUUUGAUUGAAUGUAAACUGCAAAAUGUAAUUUGAACCUGGCUCUUUUUAUGCAUGACAAACCGGCUGCAUGGUGCUGUAUACUCUGAUUCUUUCAUAAUAUCUGUGCCAAACACAAUAGUAAUUUGUCAAAAUAGUAGAAUUUGCAUACAGUGUGUUAACCUGAAGCACACAGUGUGCACAUACAGCAAGUUUUGAACAUCUCCAAAGCAUUACGGUGUAAGUAGACAGGCUGUUCUUGCUGUAAGAGUACAAAACCAAUGACUCACACUGCAUGCUGCUGUUUACAAAAGCCUCAUAAGGUUCCAGCAUACAUCAUGUCUCUUUAUAAACGUCGAGCCCUGCUGUGCAGUUUCACACUGAGAGUAACUAUAUUUUAACUGACGGCGAACACAACUCUUUCCAUUGCCAUUGUCAUGCAUAUGCAGAUUUCAUGUUUACAGAUCAAAUGUGCCAAAUACUCUGUGACCAAACCUUUCAGUACUGAUUUAUGUUAAAGUUUUGAAUGUGGCAAUUUUUUAUGUUUCUGUAAGAUUCUUUAUGCAGGGUUUCAUUCAUUUAUGUUUUUGACAAAAAAGUCUGUAACCAUGGUACAGUUUGGUUAUUCAGUUGGUAAGAUCAGAGUCAUUUUAUGGACAAUGUCCAAAAAGAGCAUGCAUAUAUACAAACUACCGUUCAAAAACGUAGGGUCAAUAAGAUAUUUUUAAAAGGAGAUUAAUACUUUCAUUUAGCAAGGACACAUUAAAGUGAACAAAAGUUCACUUAAGCAGCAUGUUGAUAAUAAAAAGAAAUAUUAAGCAUGUUAAAAAGUUUUAUUAAAAUAAUAGGAAAUAAUGUUACCCAUUUUUUUACUAAAUUAAAAAUAAUAAGAAAUAUUUCCUGAUAUUAGAAUGAUUUCUGAAGCAUCGUGUGACACUGAAGCUGUUAAAAAUUCCCAUUUGCAUCACAGGAAUAAAUUCUGUAUUAAAAUAGAAAACAGUUAUUUUAAAUUAAAACAAUAUAACAGCUGUGAGUCACACUGUAACGUUACAUUGUUACAGUUAAAAGAAACAAAA